Messenger RNA from Abrus precatorius (Indian licorice), 684 nucleotides. Its product is annotated as protein MAIN-LIKE 2-like. NCBI's taxonomy places the organism in Eukaryota, Viridiplantae, Streptophyta, Magnoliopsida, Fabales, Fabaceae. The transcript is spliced from 2 exons. Gene Ontology annotation, biological process: meristem development; meristem maintenance. The record is from RefSeq and is a predicted model, not a curated record. The coding region runs from base 1 to 684 and encodes 227 amino acids.
AUGGCAUCAUCUUCAUCGCGGAAUAGGGUUUUAAAUCCUGGGCCGGAGGAUGGUUCAUUAUUAAGGUUUCAGUCUAUUCACGUAUCAGAGCAUAUUUGGGAUAGACGUGAGCACCCAAUUCUGAAGGUGAGAAGGAGUCAUUUCAUAUCAGCUGGCAUGGAAGGGGUUCCAAUGGAGAUUCUUCCUCAUCUGACCUUAGCUGGAUUUGUUGGGGUAGCUCAGUUGGCAUGCUUUCCUAUUGACCGACAUCUUAUUACAGCAUUGGUAGAAAGAUGGAGGCCAGAGACUCAUACGUUUCACAUGUCUCCUAGAGCAUGUACUAUAACUCUUCAGGACAUUGCUAUUCAAAUAGGGCCACCUGAUGAUGCAUUUGCAGGGAGCAAUUUGAAGUUGAGUUGGUUGGACCAACACUUUACUCAUGUUGCAAUGCAUAAUCAUAAUGAACUUCAGCUUACUCGCUUUGCUCGAGCUUAUAUUCUGAGGUUAAUAGGUGGUUUCAUGUUGGCUGAUCAUUCCUCUAGUAGGGUUCCAGUUAGGUACCUUCCAUUGCUUGAGGAUUUUACUAUCAUAGGAGAGUAUAGUUGGGGAGCGGCAACAUUGGCAUUUCUAUACCGGGAGUUAUGCAUGUCGACCAAUAUUGACCGUUCUGGUAUUGGAGGAUUAACCCCACUACUUAUGAUGUGA